AAAACUAGGUUAUAAACCAGAAGAAAGAAGAAAGAAGAGGGGGGGGGGUACAGAAUGAUGGAAGAAGCAGAUGGAAAAGGAAGAGCAGCAUCAGAAUCAGAGCAAGUGUCACUGAAAGACAAGGGAAAUGAAUUCUUCAAAGCAGGAAACUACCUGAAAGCUGCUGCACUCUACACCCAGGCCAUCAAGCAAGAUCCUUCUAAUCCCACUCUUUACAGCAACCGUGCGGCAGCAUUUCUACAUUUGGUCAAACUCACCAAAGCACUUGCUGAUGCUGAGACAACAAUCACAUUGAACCCCAACUGGGAAAAGGGAUAUUUCAGGAAAGGAUGUGUAUUAGAGGCCAUGGAACGAUAUGAUGAUUCUUUAGCAGCCUUCCGGAUAGCUUUGGAGCACAAUCCACAAAGUUCAGAGGUAUCAAGAAAGAUCAAGAAGCUUACACAGUUGGCAAGAGAUAAAAAGCGAGUUCAGGAAGUAGAGAACAAGAGAUCCAAUGUUGAUAUGGCAAAGCAUUUGGAAACAUUGAAAUCUGAACUGUCUGAGAAGUAUGGAGAUGAAGAGCUUUGGAAAAGCAUGUUUUCUUUCACUGUUGAGACAAUAGAGACUGCCAUAAAAUCAUGGCAUGAAACAUCUAAAGUGGAUGCUAGAGUCUACUUCCUUCUUGACAAGGAAAAGACACAGACAGAUAAAUAUGCCCCGGUUGUCAAUAUUGAUAAGGCAUUUGAAUCACCCCAUACACACAAAAGUUGUUUUACAUUUCUUAGGGAUUAUGCUGAAGAAUCUUUCUCCAAAGCGGCUUGCUUGGUGGCACCCAAAAGUAUCAUAUCUUACCCACAGGUCUGGAAAGGUCAAGGAUCACGGAAGUGGAAGCAUGGGCAAAGUGAUGGUUUCUUUGUUCAAUUUGAAUCACCUUCCUUGCAAAAGCUAUGGUUUGUUCCUAGUUCUACAGAAAAGGGGCAAUUGUUGUGCAGGGAUCCAGAAGUUCUGGACAUUGGUGUCCAUGAACUGCUUCCACGUAUAUUCAAACAAAAGCUGCCCAAUCCCUAGUCUUUCUAUGUUGGGGUGGAUUGCAUCAGAGAAGAAAAAACAGAGUACCAGGUGCCUGUAUUCUGCAUUGAUCUGCUCCAAAAUUUCCUGCUUGGACAUGGUAAACAUCUGCAAGAAGUUAAUUUUCUGAGUCAUUCUGUGCAUGUGGCAACCUUUUUUGAGCUUCUUUUGAGGGUUUUGCAAGGUUAUUGAUUGGAUACCUUCUGCACAGUUUUACCGUUGUAUGCUUAAUGAUUUCAGCAUCAUGCUCUUCCUAUAUUUUGGUGGUAAGGCAGUUUUGGCCCUUGAACUAGGUGCACUGAGUUGUGCAGCUGAUACCAUUGUUGUAGUCUCUUGGAACUUGUUUGCUAUAGUACAUCUUUGAUUUGUUUGGUAAUGGUUCAAAUGGAUUUGUAUUUUAUGUAGAGAUUGCUCAACGCAGGGUUUUCCCUAUCCACAUCUAUGCUAUGGUGUCUGCCUUGGUUCCUUGUUUUGAA
Vitis riparia (riverbank grape) is the source of this 1523-nucleotide messenger RNA. Its product is annotated as U-box domain-containing protein 70. The transcript is spliced from 8 exons. The record is from RefSeq and is a predicted model, not a curated record. Lineage: Eukaryota; Viridiplantae; Streptophyta; Magnoliopsida; Vitales; Vitaceae. Gene Ontology annotation, molecular function: Hsp90 protein binding. The coding region runs from base 55 to 1047 and encodes 330 amino acids.